Macaca mulatta (Rhesus monkey) is the source of this 2522-nucleotide messenger RNA. It is a transcript of the gene TFEB, whose product is annotated as transcription factor EB. Gene Ontology annotation, biological process: regulation of transcription by RNA polymerase II; humoral immune response; positive regulation of DNA-templated transcription. Gene Ontology annotation, molecular function: protein dimerization activity; DNA-binding transcription factor activity, RNA polymerase II-specific; RNA polymerase II cis-regulatory region sequence-specific DNA binding. Lineage: Eukaryota; Metazoa; Chordata; Mammalia; Primates; Cercopithecidae. Gene Ontology annotation, cellular component: nucleus. The record is from RefSeq and is a predicted model, not a curated record.
GCACUCUGGGGUCGGGGAGGAAAGAGCGCCCUCUUCUGGUGGGAACUCGUGGGCAGGGAGGCCCUGGUGAGAUGACGGUCACCAGGCCUGGCACCCACUUUCCCCCUGCCCAUCUUUGGCCGCUCUCAGGCCAGCUGUCAGCUGCCUCUCCCAGGGGUGUGAACUGACGAGAGCUUCAGGUGGGAGCCUCUCCCGGCAGUGAAUCUGAGGGGUUGGGAGGGAUUUCCGGACCCAGAGGGAAGAUAUUUUGGGGCUGAGGGCCUUUCCAGAACCCAUGAAGUCACACACUGUGCUGCGGCCAGACUGACCCUCCCUAGUUGAUGGUUCUUUUUUGGACAUCCUAGGCCUGCUUGGGGUUCUGGCCCCACGAUUUAGGGUUUCUUUGGAGCCCAUCUGAGCCUGGGGGGCCCUGUGAUGGUGGAAGAGGUCCAGCCUGCGGUGGUGAAAGAGGGAGCCAGCGCCGGCAGCCACCAUGGCAUCACGCAUAGGGCUGCGCAUGCAGCUCAUGCGGGAGCAGGCACAGCAGGAGGAGCAGCGGGAGCGCAUGCAGCAGCAGGCUGUCAUGCAUUACAUGCAGCAGCAGCAGCAGCAGCAACAGCAGCAGCUCGGGGGGCCGCCCACCCCGGCCAUCAACACCCCCGUCCACUUCCAGUCGCCACCACCUGUGCCUGGGGAGGUGUUGAAGGUGCAGUCCUACCUGGAGAAUCCCACAUCCUACCAUCUGCAGCAGUCGCAGCAUCAGAAGGUGCGGGAGUACCUGUCCGAGACCUACGGGAACAAGUUUGCCGCCCACAUCAGCCCGGCCCAGGGCUCUCCGAAGCCCCCACCAGCUGCCUCCCCAGGAGUGCGAGCUGGACACGUGCUGUCCUCCUCCGCUGGCAACAGUGCUCCCAAUAGCCCCAUGGCCAUGCUGCACAUUGGCUCCAACCCUGAGAGGGAGUUUGAUGAUGUCAUUGACAACAUUAUGCGUCUGGACGAUGUCCUUGGCUACAUCAAUCCUGAAAUGCAGAUGCCCAACACGCUACCCCUGUCCAGCAGCCACCUGAAUGUGUACAGCAGCGACCCCCAGGUCACAGCCUCCCUGGUGGGUGUCACCAGCAGCUCCUGCCCUGCGGACCUGACCCAGAAGCGAGAGCUCACAGAUGCUGAGAGCAGGGCCCUGGCCAAGGAGCGGCAGAAGAAAGACAAUCACAACUUAAUUGAAAGGAGACGAAGGUUCAACAUCAACGACCGCAUCAAGGAGUUGGGAAUGCUGAUCCCCAAGGCCAAUGACCUGGACGUGCGCUGGAACAAGGGCACCAUCCUCAAGGCCUCUGUGGAUUACAUCCGGAGGAUGCAGAAGGACCUGCAGAAGUCCAGGGAGCUGGAGAACCACUCUCGCCGCCUGGAGAUGACCAACAAGCAACUCUGGCUCCGUAUCCAGGAGCUGGAGAUGCAGGCUCGAGUGCACGGCCUCCCUACCACCUCCCCGUCCGGCAUGAACAUGGCUGAGCUGGCCCAGCAGGUGGUGAAGCAGGAGCUGCCUAGCGAAGAGGGCCCAGGGGAGGCCCUGAUGCUGGGGGCUGAGGUCCCUGACCCUGAGCCACUGCCAGCUCUGCCCCCACAAGCCCCACUGCCCCUGCCCACCCAGCCACCAUCCCCAUUCCAUCACCUGGACUUCAGCCACAGCCUGAGCUUUGGGGGCAGGGAGGACGAGGGUCCCCCGGGCUACCCCGAACCCCUGGCGCCAGAGCAUGGCUCCCCAUUCCCCAGCCUGUCCAAGAAGGAUCUGGACCUCAUGCUCCUGGAUGAUUCACUGCUACCGCUGGCCUCUGAUCCACUUCUGUCCACCAUGUCCCCCGAGGCCUCCAAGGCCAGCAGCCGCCGGAGCAGCUUCAGCAUGGAGGAGGGCGAUGUGCUGUGACCCUGGCUGCCCCUGUGCCAGGGAACAGGGGCCGGCCUGGGGGCUGGGAGGGCUGGGGGCACCUCCCUCCCACCCUUCAGGCUGCACUGUGUGUGAAGUAGCCACCUGCCCUGCCUUCCUCCUCCCUGCUGGCCCCUGUUUGGACUUAGUGCCUGUCUGGCAACCUGUGGGGUCAGGAGAAGCACCCCCAGGGCAGCCCUCUUGACUGGCCCAGUGGGAAGAGGCCUUCAGCCCCUCUCCCGGAGAUGGAAUCGUGGGGCAGUGAGGGGCAGGGUGUUCUAGAGGUGAGAAGAGGGCCUGGUGGAGACCCCCUGUCUUCUGAGCCCGACCCCUCAUUACCAGUGAAGGACAUGCUGAAGGGUUGGGGAGACUCCUUACCUGAGGCAACUGGUCCUGGGGGUGCCCAGGCCUGCCUUUCUGGGACUCAGAUGGCAGGAGGUCCGCCCCGCAGCCUGGUCCUCGGCCCUCCCACAGGUGGGCACCCCCCACUUUGGUGCUAACAGCUCUCCACCAGGUGGUGUGAGCGCGGGGGCUGCCAGAAGCGGGAGGGGUCACUGCCGGAAGAGCAGCUGCCCUCCGACCCCCCACUUUGUGCCUUUAGUAAACACUGUGCUUUGUA